Messenger RNA from Microplitis demolitor, 5859 nucleotides. RefSeq names its product potassium channel subfamily T member 2 (gene SLO2). NCBI's taxonomy places the organism in Eukaryota, Metazoa, Arthropoda, Insecta, Hymenoptera, Braconidae. The transcript is spliced from 23 exons. Gene Ontology annotation, molecular function: intracellular sodium-activated potassium channel activity. The record is from RefSeq and is a predicted model, not a curated record. Gene Ontology annotation, cellular component: membrane. Bases 1 to 4785 code for a protein of 1594 amino acids. Gene Ontology annotation, biological process: potassium ion transport.
AUGUCGGUGUUCUUCUUCCGACUCCACAAUCUGCGUCGUAUAGCAGAAGCUCAAAAAAAACGUGAGAAAUGCAGUGGAGCUGGUCAAUGUGGUGGUCAACGUGGGACCAAUUGUGGGGACCAGUCCCAACCUACCGCCGGGUCAAUGCAGUCCUGCAAAAAUAUCCAACGGGGACCCAGUAAAUUAUUCGAACGAGCGCCGCUCCAACCCAGCGACUCACUCGACGAAAUAGCUUUCCAGAUACCCAGAGUACGCGUUGAGUAUUACGUCAACGAAAACACAUUCAAGGAACGUCUUCAGCUGUACUUUAUAAAAAAUCAACGUUCAAGUCUGAGGAUACGAGUAGCAAAUCUUUUCUUCAAGCUGCUAACAUGUUUUCUAUAUAUAUUCAGAGUUGUUACGGAUAAUGUUCCUACUUUUGCAGCAUGUUACGGUUGUGAAGCAGGAAACAAGUCGGACAUUCUGGCGUCACAAAUGCUCACAGAGGAAGCAUUCCAGGAGCACCCUACCAUCAACUGGGACGCUAUUUUGUGGGUGAGACGCCCUUUAGAACUGUGGGUCGUUCAGGUGAUUUUGGCAAUCGUAUCACUGACCGAAGCGCUAUUGCUCGCUUAUCUCGGAUACAAGGGAAAUGUGUGGCAGCAAUUACUAUCAUUCCACUUCAUAUUGGAGCUCGUCAAUACGAUACCAUUUACAAUAACGAUACUCUAUCCGCCGAUGCGAAAUCUAUUUAUACCGGUGUUUCUGAAUUGCUGGUUAGCUAAACACUCACUUGAAAAUAUGUUUAAUGAUUUACACAGAGCUAUGCAGAGAUCUCAAUCAGCUUUAAGUCAACAAUUGAUGAUACUCAGUGUCACUUUACUGUGCCUUGUUUUCACCAGUGUGUGCGGAAUCCAGCACUUUCAGCGGGCAGGCCACAGGCAACUGAAUUUGUUUCAAAGCACGUAUUUCGUGGUGGUUACAUUUUCUACAGUAGGAUAUGGAGACUUCGUGCCAGACAUUUGGCCCUCCCAGCUUUAUAUGGUCUGCAUGAUAUGCGUUGCAUUAUUAGUUUUACCAACACAGUUCGAACAAUUGGCAUUUACUUGGAUGGAGCGACAGAAACUCGGGGGAUCAUAUUCGUCACACCGGGCGCAAAAUGAAAAACAUGUUGUAGUUUGCAGUACGACUUUGCAAGCAGACACCAUAAUGGAUUUUUUGAAUGAGUUUUACGCUCAUCCCCUGCUUCAAGACUACUAUGUGGUUCUAUUGUCACCGAUGGAGCUGGACACGACAAUGCGAAUGAUCCUCCAAGUGCCUAUUUGGGCGCAGCGCGUAAUUUAUAUUCAGGGUUCGUGUUUAAAGGACGGGGAUCUUGUUAGAGCAAGAAUGAUGGACGCCGAGGCAUGUUUCGUCCUCGCGGCACGUAAUUACGCAGACAAAACAGCCGCUGACGAGCACACUAUUUUGAGAUCCUGGGCCGUAAAGGAUUAUGCGCCAAAUGUACCCCAAUAUGUUCAGAUCUUCCGUCCGGAAAAUAAACUCCACGUAAAAUUUGCCGAGCACGUUGUGUGUGAAGAUGAAUUCAAGUACGCCUUGCUGGCUAAUAAUUGUACUUGUCCCGGCGCUUCUACCCUCGUAACUCUCUUACUUCAUACAUCACGCGGACAAGAAGGACAGCAGUCGCAAGAAGAAUGGCACCGCCUGUACGGAAAAUGUUCCGGCAACGAAAUCUACCACAUAACACUCGGGGAUUCCCGUUUCUUCGGCGAGUACGAGGGUAAAUCAUUUACCUACGCGUCAUUUCACAGUCACCGUAAAUAUGGAGUAGCUCUCGUGGCAGUGAGACCCGCCGAGCUGCCAGAAUUUUACGAGGACACUAUUCUCUUGAAUCCCGGACCAAGACACAUAAUGAAAAAAACAGACACGUGUUACUACAUGAGCAUAACAAAAGAAGAAAACUCAGCAUUUGUGGUGGCAAAUCACCAGACGGGAACCGGCGCCACAGAACCCUCCCAUGUAGUAGUCGAGAGCAAGACUGAUGGAUCAGCUGCGGGUGGAAAUGCUUCUAGUGCAACAGCUGGUGCUGGUACUGCUGGAGGCGGGACUGGAGGGACCUUGAGCACUGGAAGUACGCCGGGAGUUGGGACCACAAUGACGUCAAUAGUCACACCGACGACGACGCUGUCGGGAAACGUUGCGGCAGCCACCGCAGCUUCUGGAGGGAACGGUACAAUAGGCAUCGGUGUCACUCAACACCUGAGAUAUACGAAUGGUUUUAAAGUACCGUGUGAUGCGACACGUGCUAUUGUUAACAAUGAGAAUGGCGAAUCGGUGUCUCCGGGCAAACCACGUACUCACGUACCCCCGCCCGGGGCACCGCCGCCACCUCAAGUUAUCUUGCAGGUUCCUAGCACGCCCACACCUCGACAUCACAACCUACUCGCAUCCGAUUUUCACCCGACAUACUUGGACCCAUCAAAUCUAUCUGAUUCACGGCCAUGUUUGCGCGAAAGUGGAUCAACUCCACAAACUCCAAUCACAGGAAAUCAUCUUGACGUCCCACGUGCUAUGGAUCCUAAUCCUCAUCUACUGAGCCCUGAAAUUCUCAUGCAAAGAAGAGGGAGCAGACGUCCGAGUAUUUUACCAGUCCCAGAUAUGCUGACUGGUUCAACACUUCACCUACCGGGUCAAGAGUCACUUGACCACGAGGCCGACGAGUCUGAAGACGAGAUGGACGAUGACGUGCCAUGGAGAUCGCCCAGCGAAAAAAUAGCCUUCAAGGGAAUCGUCAAAGGAUUUCCUCCAGUGUCACCAUUCAUUGGAGUGUCUCCGACAUUAUGUUAUUUGCUGAAGGAAAAAAAACCACUUUGUUGUCUUCAAUUAGCUCAGGUUUGCGAGCAUUGUUCGUAUAGAAAUGCCAGAGAAUACAAUUGGCAGAAUAAAACAAUAAUUCUAGCAGCAGAUUACGCCAGCAAUGGGAUAUAUAAUUUUAUCAUUCCCUUAAGAGCUCAUUUCAGAUCGAAAACUUCAUUGAACCCGAUCAUCCUUUUGCUGGAAAGGAGACCGGAAAUUGCUUUUCUUGACGCCAUCUCCUAUUUUCCUCUUGUCUAUUGGAUGCUCGGAUCGAUCGACUGUUUAGACGACUUGCUGCGUGCUGGUAUCACACUUGCCGAAAAUGUUGUCGUCGUCAACAAAGAGCUCAGCAACUCUGCCGAAGAAGACACGCUCGCCGACUGCAAUACUAUCGUCGCUGUGCAGACCAUGUUCAAAUUUUUUCCAAGUAUAAAGAGCAUCACAGAGCUGUCUCAGUCAAGUAAUAUGAGAUUCAUGCAAUUCCGAGCGCAUGACAAGUACGCACUUCACCUCAGCAAAAUGGAAAAGGUACUCCUCAGUGCUACUUCCGGUGACAACUACCCCGCUGAGCCUCCGAUGGGCUCCCCGAGAGAAAAGGAGCGCGGAUCGCACAUAUCGUACAUGUUCCGUCUGCCAUUUGCUGCUGGAAGUGUCUUCAGUGCAUCAAUGCUGGACACUCUAUUGUACCAGGCUUUUGUUAAGGAUUACGUGAUAACAUUUGUAAGACUGCUGCUUGGCGUUGAUCAAGCACCCGGUUCUGGAUUUCUGACCUCGAUGCAAAUAACCAAAGACGACAUGUGGAUAAGAACUUACGGGCGACUUUACCAGAAGCUCUGCUCGACGACCUACGAAAUUCCUAUUGGGAUCUACAGGACCCAGGACACUAGUCUCGCGGACACAUCCAACGGUGAUUCAGAUGCUGAGAGCGACACGGGAUUUAUGAAAACCUACAGGAUGAAACGAUCUGCCGCGGCUUCAUGUCUUUCUAACUGCACUAGUCGUGAUAAGGGUACAUCCGCUUACUCCGUAAGUCUAGCAGAUGAAGCUCGUGACAACCAUGCGCAGCAAAUAGAACGCGCUGAGAUAGCGAAUCUCGUGAGGUCGCGAAUGGAUUCACUGAACCUGCCGACCGUCGACUACGACGACGUCUCCGAGAAACGCAACAGCCUGUCGUAUGUAAUAAUAAACCCGAGCUGCGACUUGAAACUCGAAGAAGGCGACAUUGUCUACCUGGUCCGGCCGAGUCCGUUUUCAGCUCAGAAAACCUUCGAGCGCCACAACUCGAGGCGGAAAAGCAACAUAAGCUUCUGCUCGGCCCAACUGGUGGCGCAGAUGUCUGCGGCCGCCGCAGGGGCGAAUGCCGGUGGUGGGGGGUCUAGUCGACGGGGCUCGGGAAUCGGUAUGGCUAGAGCACCACCUCUCGGCAGCAGUACUAAGUCAAAUUCACUCUCCUUACCGGACAGUCCCACCGUAGCCGGUGGCCUAAGGGGCCGUUCUAACUCGCUGCGUGUGGUCGAUGAUAUACUACUGAGACGGAGCAAUUCUCUCCGUCAAGGUUUUACCACACGACGAAAGAGCAGCCUAGAGGACAUCGGUUUCGGUGCACUGUCCCAUCCGACCAAUCACAAUCCCAUUAAGAUAGCGCUCAACGGUUCUAUUGGUUUGGAGGUAACACCACCCGAGGAAGGUAGUAUUGGAGCCAGUCCAGGUGCCAGUAACACAGGAAUUCUCGACGUCGGUUUGCCUUCAAUACCGAUCAUGAGUCCUGGCUAUGGUUGUGGUCUUGGUGGUAUGAGUGGCAUGAGUGGCGGAGCUCUGGGCGCGGGUUUAGGCGGCUCACUUGGUGGUCUCUAUGACCCUCCUUUACUGAGUCUGGGCCCCAAGUCCAGUGGGGGACCACGGGAACAAGCUGCUCAAGACCCCCAACAUUUACAGGGAACAAUCGUAUGAUACAACCUCAUGUGGGGACGCAGACUCUCUAGUGUCGUUCGAAAUAAGUGGCUGUAGCGUUCCCACAUGUAGAUUACUAUUUACAAUAUAGAUCACUUUUUUAGAUCACGUAAGGGAUUUAGUUGCCAUUUUAUUGUUUAGUUGCUGGUCUUGAGGUUAAGUAGGUUUGUUUCUGAACAAACACGAUACGAGAGGUCUAAUACAACAUAACCCGGCCUGGAAGCCACUCUGCCGGUAGUUGAGAGUCCGAGAGAUGGUGCUCAUAACUACCCGCGUCCUGGACGACGAAAAUUUUUUUACAUUAUCAUACAACUGUAAUGUAAUUAUUAUUAAUGACAUUUGUAGUUUUAAUAAUUGAUAAUAUUUCUACUGAUUAAUCUUUGAAAAAUUUAUCAGUAGUUUUUUUAGUCGUUUAAUAAAAAAAUUUAUUUAGGUUGGAAAUUAAAUUUAUUUUUUAAAUUCUAUAGACAAUUAGUUAAAAGUUUUUUUGUGAUUAAUCGCUGGAAAUUUUAUAAAAAAAUAUUAAUAACGUACUUAUGUAUAUUAUAUGUAAUAGCGCGAAUUAUAUAAUUGAUAAUAAAUAUAAAUAUAAAUGUAAAAUUAUUAUUAUUAAUAUGAAUAAUAAUAAUAAUUGAUAAAAAAUUAUAGGGUAAUAAAUAAAUAUAUAUAAUUUCAUACUAGGCGAGAAUGGACGGAAAAUAUGAAUAAUUGAAAAUAUAUAUAUAAAUAUAAAUAUAUAUUCAUGAAUGAAUAUGUUUAGAAUCAUAUCACGUGAGCCUGGAGUUUACGUCUGUCACUUUCAUUAAAUAAAAAAAAAUAAUAAUAAUGAUUAAUUAUAAAUUAUAAACUAUUCGUGUAUUUGAUGAAAUUUUCUAUCUAAAUAUUGAAAUGUGAUUAGGAAUGUAUAUUAGUAUAGUAAUUAAUAAUUAAUAAAAAAAAAAAAUAACUACAAUUCAUAAAAAAUAUAUAAAAAUAUAGAACUGCGAUCAAUUCAUGUCAUAAAAUUUAAAUUUUAUUUUUCAUUUUGAUAAUUAUGAACAAAAAAAAUUAUUCAAACAAUCAAAUAUAUAUGAU